UUUUCCAUUGAUCUUACCUUGGAACUUGAGCGCCAGCUUGACAAUGAAUCAAACCCGAACUCGCCAGUGGAUGCCACAGAACGUCCUCAUUCCCUAGAUUCUCAUGUUCUUGCUUCAAUUGUCACUCAGUUGAGACUAUCACUCGCAGAUGUCACAAAAGAACGAGAUGAACUCUCACAGACAGUCGUUGAAGUGCGGGCCCGCGAGGCAGGAACUGCAGACACACUUGGGCAUAUGACGGAAAAAUGCUCAAAGAUGCAGGAGGAACUGGAUAAUGCUCGUACAAAGAUUAAGGAUGACGAAGAUACGAUAUCAAUACUCAGGACGAAAGUCGAGGAAAGCAGGCGUGGCCUCAUGCGUCUACAGUCUGAAAACCGACGGGCGAGUCAAGUGCCUUCAGCUCUUGACUUGUCUAGAGCGGGCAUCCCUUCCUUUAAUGGUCCGCCAUCCUCUAAGCGCGCAUCAUUGAUAGGAUCAACGACUGGGCGUAACAAUGCCCACAAGCGAAUAUCCUCGGUCUCCGACAAUAACUUCUCGCUCGACAGCUCUCAUUUGACAUCCCCUGUUGGCACUCCAACUCCCGCGACUUUCACCCUUCCCGAUGUGCAGAAAAGCAGGACCCAACAGCCUGCCCACACCAGGAGGAUGUCUGGCAUGUUCGGUCGUGGCUCGCCACCGCAGUCUCUUUUCCCCUCGGAAGAGUUUGCUGAGUUGGAAAUGCUACGCCGGGAGCUCAACUCUGUGAAGGCCGAACUGGAUGAUGUGAAGCAUGAGCUGAGUGAAACAAACGAGGCUCGCGAAGCUUCAGACACUUGUGUCAAAGCUCUACGGGAAUUCAUUGAAGAGAACCAAGUUGGUGCUGUGCCGAAGAGCCUUCCCCCUUCAGCUGCAGAGGUCAAGAAAGCACCACCACCACCAGCUGCCGCUGGGUGGGGAUUCAAGCUCUGGCGAGCAGAUUCCUUGACGCAGAAUCCUGCGCUGGCCUCUUCAUCCCCCGUCGCACCCGUUACCCACGCUGCCUCCCCAUCACUAUCAUCGUUGACACCCCCCGUUCCCCUCUCCAAGAAAUUGGGCGACUUCUUUGGUGCUCGCGCCAUGACAGCUGCUGCUUCGCAAACGCCGCCACGUGUUGAACAAGAGACAAUGUACAAUGGCAUGUCGGAUACAUCAUCCAUCGAGGAUUCUGUAGUCGAGCCCAUCAGCCCCGCUAGCGAGCGUCCCCGACCAGUUGUAUACGUACGAGAUACCACUAGCGUGACAUCAGAGUCA
This is a messenger RNA of Suillus clintonianus, 1269 nucleotides long. RefSeq lists its product as uncharacterized. The record is from RefSeq and is a predicted model, not a curated record. The annotation marks the transcript as partial. The transcript is spliced from 2 exons. Lineage: Eukaryota; Fungi; Basidiomycota; Agaricomycetes; Boletales; Suillaceae.